Messenger RNA from Naegleria fowleri, 6165 nucleotides. RefSeq lists its product as uncharacterized. Lineage: Eukaryota; Heterolobosea; Eutetramitea; Acrasida; Naegleriidae. The record is from RefSeq and is a predicted model, not a curated record. Bases 1 to 6165 code for a protein of 2054 amino acids. The transcript is spliced from 2 exons. Gene Ontology annotation, molecular function: endopeptidase inhibitor activity.
AUGAGAUUGCCACAUCGAAGCAAACGACCAAUCAUAAGCCCAAUAGAGGUGUCUGAACAAUUGGAAGAAGCAUUAAAGUUGCAAGUGAGAGAACCAACAUUGGCCGAUACAAGAGCAGCCUUGUUGUUGGAGAAUGCUUCAUCGGAAUCCAAGGAAACCUCCAAAAGUACAUUAACCAACGUUGUAGAUGAAUUAUCAAUGGAAGAAACCGAGAAAUUGUUGAACCGAUUACCACCCAUCAAGAAGGAACAUGAGGAUCAAAAAGAUUUUUUCAUGAGAGAAAAAUCUUUAAAGCCUCCACUCACAGCUGAAAUCGUUCAAGUUGAAUUUCCACCACAAGUUCAAUUGGAAAAACCAAAAGAAUUGAAGGAAGAAGAAGCCAAGAUUUCGGGAUCUGAAUUGACCAUUCUCCGUUAUUCACCAGAAGGAGAAUUAGAUCGCUCUGUUCCAUCUGUUACGAUAACAUUUUCACAACCAAUGGUUCCUGUCUCUAGUGUGUCCAAUGUUGAGAAUGAGACAGUUCCAGUUGAAAUUUCACCACUUCCAAAGAAGGGAGGUAAAUUCAAAUGGUUGGGAACAAAAACACUUGUCUAUGAGGCCAACUAUAGAUUUGACAUGUCCACCAAAUAUACUGUUUCGAUUAAGAAGGACACAACAUCGCAAAUUGGAGGCGUUUUGAAGAAUCACUUUUCAUUUAGUUUUGAAACUCCAAGACUUUACCUUAAAGAAUCUCUACCUGGCACUUUUUGGAAUGGACAAAUGCCAGUGAACGAAUUCCCUGUGUUCUAUGCCGAAUUUGAUCAAGAGAUUGAGCCAAGUACUGUAUUGUCCUUCAUUUCCACUCCAGGUCGUAAAACAAGUUUGAUUUUGGACGGAAAAUCAAGCAAUACUCUCCUCAAGGAACAUAUCAAGAAAAUGAUGGAGGAUUACAAUUUAAACAAGAGAAAUCCAUCCAUGUACAAUGCAUACAAGUCCAAGCUUGAAUCGGCUCCUGAAUCUAGACACCUCUGGUUCACUAUUGAUGUCCAAUCCCAUAACCGUGUUGCUGUUGGUUCCAACUUUGAUAUUGCCAUUAAGAAAGGAGUUGUUGGAACAGAGGGACCUUUGCCAUCCGUGAAGGAUUCUGUCAUUCAUGUCCCAAACUAUCCACCUUUUGUCAAGGAACAAGUUACAGGAGGAGAUGUGCCAAUGUCAGCUAUCAACAUUCGAUUUUCUAAUGCCAUCGAUGAAGAUAAGUUUUUAGAGUCGAUGAUAACAGUCUCUCCACCCAUUCAAGGAAUGGAAUUGGAUCCUUCUGGAUCCUAUUUAACUAUUAGAGGUAAAACUAAGGGUAGGACCACUUAUAAGAUAUUCCUGAAGAGUAUUGUAGAUGUUUGGGGUCAAACUCUCGAAGACACUACUGUAGAAGUUAGUGUUGGCAGCGCUCGUCAAUCAUUGCAAGCGUUCAGAACUGGUAUGACUGUUUUAGAUCCAACAUUGAACACGAAACCCACUUACCCUUUUGUCACUGUUAAUAUGGAUUCUGUUAGAUGCGUCGUUUGUCAAGUUGAACCAUCUUCUUACACUUCUGAUGUCCUGUAUUACAAUUCUUAUAACAAUAAUUACAGGUUCCCAGGAAAGACUGUUCUUGACACUGUUGUGACCACCAAGGGAGAACAAGAUGAGCCCUGCGAAACUGAAAUUGACCUUACUUCCUAUCUUCAAUACCCUAAUGAAAACUUGGGCCAUUUAAUGGUAUAUAUUGAGCCUACAAAGACAAGUUGGAAAGGACAAUGGGAGCAUCGCCCUGUUUAUUGUGCUUGGAUACAAGCCACAAAGAUAUCACUCGAUUGCGUUUAUGAUCCACACGGUCCAGAAUUGUAUUUCUGGAUCAAUUCAUUGAGCGAUGGUAGUAUCAUCAAACAAAAUGUGGAAUUUAUCAAACACAUGGCACACAUAACUCCUGAUCCUCUCACAGGUAUUGGCUCUUACAAGGUUCACAAUGGCACUUCUAAACUGAUUGCUAAACAUGGCAAUGAUAUGUGCUUUAUUCCAGAUGUUUCACUUUAUGCUUCUAGUUUUACCUCUGAAAUUGUUGCUCACAUUUUCAACGAUAGAGGUCUCUAUAAGCCUAAUGAAAUGGUUUCUAUCAAAGGUAUCGUUAGAAAAUUCGUAUUGAAAAAUUCAUCCCCAUCAGUGGAAAUCCCAGACCUGCAAAAAUGUACCUAUACCGUCACCGAUGCUAGAGGCCAAAAGUAUUCUCAAGGUGAAAUUGAAAUUUCUAAAGUUGGUACAUUUGAUUUCACAUUUAAAGUUCCUGAUAACGCCAAUUUGGGAGAUCACAGUAUUAGUUUCAGUAGAUUUAACACUACUCAUAGUUUCAAGGUACAAGAAUUCAGAACUCCAGAAUUUAAGUCUUCAUCGAGCAUUCCAGCAGGUAACUAUAUUGUGAAUGGAACAGCUCUUUGUACAACCAAGGCAGAGUAUUAUUCUGGUGGUGGCAUUAGUGGAGGAAAAUGUUCGUAUGUGAUCAAACAAACGUCUUCCUCCUAUGUUCCUCCAAAUCAAUCUUCUUACACGUUUGGCGAAGAUUUCGAUCCUUACAUGUACUUUUACAGAAUUUUUAGAUCAAGCAAUGUGGGAUCAUUGCUUUCCACUACAACAUUUGAAGGUACUACUGAUUCAAAUGGAGAGCAUCAAAUUGCAAUUUCCUUUGAGGAAAGUUCAAGAACCAAGAAGGUUCCAGUCACAGUUAGUGUUGAAGCAAACGUUCAAGAUAUCAAUCGACAAACAAUUUCAUCGAGUACUUCAUUCCUCAUUCACCCUUGCAAAUAUUAUUGCGGUAUCAAGUUUAGCAAACAAUUGGCAAAGCCAAACAUCCCUGUCACAGCUUCACUCAUUACUACUGAUAUUGAUGGCAAAUUGGUGUCUGGUAUUGAUAUGAAGUUGACAGUCACUACAAGUACUCGCGUCAAGAAAGGAUUCAAAUACACCCAAGAAACUCUUCAAGUUAUGGAAGAGAUUAUCACCUCCUCAAAGGAUGGACCCUCUGAACUACCUGUCAAGUUUGAAAAAGGAGGUUGUUACACAUUUAAGGUUGAAAUUGUUGACCCAGAAACAGGUCUCUCAAACUCAGCCACCAAAACUUUGUACGUUAGUGGUGGAUCAGCAAGAGAUGAAAAAUUGGGAAGCAACAUUACAAAGGACAGUCUUCUUAUUGUUCCAGACAAGUCUGAAUAUCAAGUUGGUGAAAAGGCCAAGCUUUUGAUUCAAUCAAAUCAUGACGGAAAAAGUGAAGGUAUUGCUCUUGUCUCACUCUAUAAGGUGAUCAAACAAAUUCCAGUAACCAUAGACCCAGAAAUUGGAUGUACAGAAAUUGAAAUUGACAUUACAGAAGAUUUUGUUCCAAAUUUCAAUGUCACUGUCGAAGUAUCAUCAAGUCAAUCACGAGUGGACGGUGUUGGAACCAUUCUCGAUCAUUUGCCAAAACAACCAGCAUAUGCCUCUGGCGCAUGCAACAUUCCUGUUUCAAAGAUUACCAAGACUUUAACAGUUGAAACCAAACCUGAAAGGGAAUAUUUAACACCAGGAUCAGAUACAUUCAUUGAUGUUGUUGUGAGAGAUCCACUCACUGGUGAACCAAUCAAGGACUCUGAAGUGUGCAUCAUUGCUGUUGAUGAGGCUGUACUUUCUCUAACUGGAUAUUCCAUUUCAAAUCCAUUGAAUACUUUUAUUCGUGGAAGUUAUCCAAGUUUUAGCCCAUACUCUUUGAGAAGUUAUGUGUUUGUGAAGAAUUAUGACUCGAUUGUGUUCCAAAAGGAAGAACCAAUUCAGGAGAGACUCAGGUGUUGUUGUUGUUCGAGAUCUUGCUUUGGCUGUGCAUGCGAUUGUGCUGGAUCGAUGGAAUGUUGUUCUUGUAAAUUUAAGAAGUGCAAACGGGCACCAAUGGAAGGUUCUGCAGAACCUGAAGAAGAAGAGUCACAAAUUUCUGUUCGAUCCAACUUUAAUCCUCUCGCUGUUUUCAGCCCAAAGAGUAUGACCGAUGAACAAGGUAAAGCAACAGUUCGAUUCAAGCUGCCAGAUAAUCUCACCAAGUACAGAAUCACAGCUGUUGCCCUAAAAGGAGAAUGUAAAUUUGGUAUUCAUGAAUCAUCCAUGGUCGCUCAACUUCCAUUAGCUAUCCGACCAUCUCUUCCAAGAUUCUUAAACUUUGGUGAUAGAGCUGAAUUUUGUUGUGUUCUACAAAGUCAAGUUCCAUUGAACCUUGACGUGAAUGCUGCCAUCAAUUUCACUAAUUUGACACUCUUGGACUCCUCAAAGAAGGGAUUAAAAAUCAAACUACCUGCAAUGGGAAGAGUUGAAUUGAGAUUCCCAAUGUGCACAGAAAGAGCUGGUAUUGCUAGAUUCCAAAUUGGAGUAUCCAUUGCUACACCUGGUAUUAAUUUUGCUGAUGCAGUCGAGAAGGAAGUACGAGUAUUCACACCAGCUACCACUGAAGCAUUUGCAACUUAUGGCGAAAUGGAUGGCGAUUCAUCCGUUUUCCAACCUGUAAAGGCUCCACAAAAUGUAUUCCCACAAUUUGGUGCACUCAAAAUUUCCACAAGUUCAACAGCAUUAUCUUCCCUCACUGACAGCUUCCUUUAUUUGUAUGGAUAUCCAUUCGAGUGUUGUGAACAAAUUGCUAGCAGAGUACUUUCCAUUGUAGCCCUUAAAGAUAUUUUACUUGCCUUCAAUGUUCCAGAAGUACCAAGCAAGGAAGAUAUCGACAGCAAAAUCAAUAGCAGCCUUUCUAUGCUUGCUUCAAGACAAUAUCCGGAUGGUGGUUUUGGUUAUUGGACCUAUAACGAUUAUUUGGAAGUUUCUCCCUAUGUCACAUGCCACGUUGCUCAUGCAUUGGCACGUUGUAAACUUGCUGGUUAUUCAUUGAACACUACAAUGGUAUCCAAACUUGUUCCAGUACUUAAAUCUAUUGAACGAUAUUGUGUUCACUAUGGAGAUGAAAGCAUUAGAUCGAUUAAGGCCUAUGCUUAUUAUACAUUGGCCUUAUUAGGUGAAACUGAUGCUAAAGAAUUGGCUGAAAAGCUUUACCAAGAAAAGAAACUUAAGGGCAACUUGGAAUAUCUUGCUUGGUUGGCUACCACCAUCUAUCUUGGAAAUAACAAGAAAGCUACAACGAUUGUCAAUGAAAUAAUGGAACAUUUGAUUAAGAAUGCCAAUGAAACUGCUCAAACAGCCAACUUUGUCACUAGUUAUGGCGAUAUAAUGGCCACCAAGCAUGUCAUGCUCCACAGUGAUAGAAGAACUGAUGGAAUUUGCUUAGAGGCACUCAUCAACAUGACACCUCAAUCACAUCUCAUUCCAAAGAUUGUUAAAGGAUUGUUAGCUCAUAAGAAGAAGGGAAGAUGGAGCAACACUCAGGAAAACGUUUUCAUUCUCCUUGCUCUAAAUACUUACUUUAAUACGUUUGAAAAUGUCAUUCCAGAUUUUGUUGCUAACAUUUGGCUUGGUGAAGAGUAUUGUGGUGAACAAGUGUUUAAGGGAAGAUCCAAGGAUGAAAAUCAAUUGAAUAUUCCAAUGUCCAUGUUGAUCAAUGGUGAAGUUAAAGACAGUAAGACUUUAGCAAUUUCCAAAAAGGGACCUGGAAGAUUAUAUUACAGAAUUGGUAUGGACUAUGCUCCAAAGGAUUUGAAGGUGGAUGCGUUGGACUAUGGCUUUGAGAUUCAAAGAACUUAUGAACAUGUUACAAAUCCUUCCCAUGUGACCUUCGACCAAGAAAAGAAUACUUGGAGAUUUAAGGCAGGAGAAUUGGUUCGUAUCAAGAUGAGAUUGACCAAUACAAGUCGUAGAUAUCACGUGGCUCUUGUCGACUUUUUACCAGCAGGUCUUGAACCAAUCAACCCAGAAUUGAAGGGAUCACCAUCAGUGGCUACCGUAAGUGGAAGUACUGGAUCACAAAGGUCACGUUGGUGUUGGUGGAAUCCAAUUUGGUAUGAACAUCACAACAUUAGAGAUGAGAGGGUUGAAGCUUUUAGUUCCUUGUUAUGGGAAGGCACCCACGAAUUCACAUAUAUUGCAAGAGCAACCUCUAUUGGCUCCUUUGUAAUUCCAGGUGUGAAAGCCGAAGAAAUGUACACUCCUGAAAUAUUUGGAAGAAGUGCCACCGAAUUCGCUGAAGUCUAUGAAUAA